AUGACUGGGGGGCUUAUCAGAACUUGGAAUGCCAUCUUCCCAACCACGUUUCGCUCCAUCGGGUGGUAAUUCACGCCGAUAACUUUGUAGAUCCUACAAGCGGUGUCCAUACUCAAGAGGCCGAAUCUGCGUGGAACAAUUUGAAACUUGGAAUUAAGACCCGACGUGGAGUAGAGGCUAAAGACCUCCAAGCCUACUUAAAUGAUAGGAUGUGGAGGCAGUGGAGAGGAGGAGAACGAGUUCUUGCAAAUUUUCUUCCAGUUAUGGCUUCGCAAUUUAAUGAUUACAUUGUAUGAGUCUUCUGUUAAAAGUGUUUUUUAUCGAUAGAGGAGAUGAAGAAUUGUAUCGAUCUACUGAACAUUGUUGUAUUGUAACCGUCAGUAAGGCGGCGUUCUUUGAUUUGUUUGAGGGGAAUGCGACUGGAAAGUGUUGUCCGUGGGAGUCGGCGGUUGGUAAUGAUUGCAGAUAAGAAAAGAAUCUUUUUCUUGCUGGAGGGUAGCUAAGCAAUUUAUGGUUUGUUCUCUUUUUCUCUCAUUAUAGUUAUAGUUAAUGUUGUUGCACAUCAGAUCAUACUUUGCGGUUGAUAGAAUACCGUUACGAUAAAAUGUAAAUUAGAAAUUAAAACUGGUGUUCUCGUGCAUGUAAUUUUAAUUAAAAAAUUAAAACGGUUCUUCACUUUUCUUUCAAGAAACUCUUCACAAGAAACUCAGAAUCCUUUCUCGAGAAAACAGCCGCUCUAAAUUAGGUCUUUUGCAAGGAGGCAGGGCAGUCAAGGAAUAAAAAUGAAAUGAAGUAAAAUGAAUUGGCCUCUUUCUAAAUAGUGGAUGAAAAGAUUGUAUCGUAUGUUAGUCUUACCUUGUCUAUUUAGCCUGCGUGUAGAUUGCUUUUGUUUCCUUCACUUCACGAGCAAACUGGAACUCAGGUAUUUAUGCAGGAUUUAGAUGAACUUAAUCAUUUUCUUUGAUUUGCGCUGAAUUUGUAGUCAACAAACACCAGUAAGCAGCUUUUAUAAAGAAAAUAAUUUUAAAGCGUGUUUAACUAAACAACUUUUAAACAUGUUUAAGCUUUGGUGUGAACGGAGUAUUAGACAAUUUAAGAAUGUUAAAGCAAUAGCAAGCGGGUUAUAUAAUGAAUAUAGAAAUGAAUACUUUUAAAAAUAUAUGAACAUAAAAUAUACACAAAUAUAUUGGUAAGGUUUUCGGUCUAUGGAUUGUGGGCAGUCGGUCACGUUUGACUGUGAUAAUUUCGAUGGAACCUUGUAGACUACUGUUUCGUCGGACGCUAUUUCUGGCGCGGAGAGAACGCAAAUGCAGACGACACACCCUAUCUCUCUCAAUGUCUUCUACCCUGCAUCUGCACCAGUACCUGCUCAGGAUCAAAAGAAUACGGACUGCAAAGAUGCUAAGAUAUGAUCAAUAAAAGCAAAGGGAAUAGGCAUCAUUUUUUCAAUAACAUCGAUAAACUGCAAAAGCCGUGAACGAAUAAUUUUCUGUUUUUUUUCCUUUUAAAGAGCCUGUCAAUUUAUACCACCAAGUCACAGCCGCAUUCUCAGGUUCUCUUUCUUCUGCGCACGAAUCCAGGCUGAUUAAAAACGAAAAAUAGGUAGAGGAGAUGGAGCCUGGGUAGAGGAUUGAUUCCAGCGAUCCCUGGGAGUUUGACGUCACAAUGACAACAAAUCAUAACUGAAAUUAAUAAAUUACUUUUAACAAUUGGGAAACGCUGUUGGACGUUGUUGAGAUGUUUGCGCUCUGAAACAAUCAUACUUUGAUAUUCCAUCUCCACGAAGUUGAAAGAAGUACACCAGCCAGCGAAUAUGGCGCAAGAAACAAACGGUAACAACAUCUACAACUGCAUCUUCUCUGAAUCAAUCAAGGAUGGCUUUGAAUGCGUUGUCUGGUACGUAAGUUCUGUUUCUGGUAGCUACAGCAAUAUAGUGACACGCGUUUUGAAAUCCUUGUAGUGCGCAUCGGUUUCAUCGAUUACCAAGUACCUCUCAGUCAUUUGCUCUCUAGUAACAGGUUUGACUUAAGUAAAACGCUCGCAUUAAAAGAGCCUUAAAGCCUAUUAGUCUGUGCGCGUUUAACCUUGUCAAGCUUGCGUAAUGUUACACAACACCUUCGCGGUUGUCUGUCGAACAAAAUUCGUGCACGCGUUGUUUCAAAGUUAACUACCACUAACUACAUAUCUAUAGAAAGAUUAUCUGGUAUCAAAGACAACCGCCACUUUAAAAGUACUACGCCGCCAGCAGAUGAAAUGAUGGCACCUCGAACGCUCACAGCAAGCAGUACGAUAUUCAUUAGCAGAAAAGUCGCCUUUGGUCUUCUUCUUGGGCCCUGACUAUGACGUUUUUACCGUUUAUGGACGUUUGUUUGCUUUUUUAACGCGUUUCGUGAUUUAAACGUGACUAGUGACACACGACAACAAGGAUACGAGAUGUCGACGCGAAAUCACAUGUAGAACAAAAUGCUAAUGAGGAACACAUAAUGAGAGCUUCCGGAUGAGUCCCUUUCUCGGGAAUAGUUUACUGGGGAGUACAUACGCAGCGAGGAUUAUGACACGUAACUGUCAAAUUAACUUUCAUUAAAGGAAACAUUUUAUACAAAAUAACAUGCGACCGUUACAAUAUUUUGCUUUUACUUUUGGAGACAUGGGUGAUUUUUUUGACUGACCUUCCGUUCACUGGAAAUAAAAAAAUUAACAAAAGUCGCCCUCUGAAGGUGUUUUGUCAUAUUCUUUUCAUUGCCUCUACUUUGAUGCUAAACCAAAGAGAGCUUGAUCCUGACAAGAAGCCUUGAAUAAUCUAAAAACGAAUCCUUUGGUACACCGGGUAGAUUAUCUUUUUGUCGAGGGUCGAGGGUUCCAUAUCGAGGGCGAGGGUUUCAGGUAGAGGGUCGUGGAUACAAUUUUUUCCCUUUUUUAAUGAACUUUUUUUAAAAGAAAAAAAAAAGAAAAUAUAAAGUAAAAUAUAGAAAUAAUAGACAAAAUGAUAGGAUUCUAAAAAUGUGAUCGAUUUCAGAGCUGUUAAAUGUUAGGGGGUGGGGGUGAGUGACAUUGAUUAUAAAUCUGCGUAGACUUAUCGUGUUACUGUAUUACUACAAAAGACGAAAAAAGACCGACAAAAGCAAGAUUUCAUACGAAAUAAACGGUUUCACAUCAUGGAAGUGUUUUCCAACUGUCUAGAGCGUUUCAUUUUCAUGCUCCGAACAAUAAAAGUUCGCGUCGGCAAUACUUAGUCAGCUUCACAACUGUUCUUUGUGUCGUUCGUCGCACCCCGCCCACCCAACAAUUAGGUUCAUUUACCAAAUUUAUCUUCCGACGUUGAUUAGAAAAUUUGUUUUUGAGAUUAUAGGAAUACAAGCUGCAGCUGAAACGAAGAAAAAAUGGCCAUGGACGCCAGUAAAAGAUAAUAAGUUCGGCGACAAGUCUUAUUUGAUCUGAAAAAAGAUACACUAUCCGCCGUGUUACUAAUAAUCAUUGAAUCUGUAUUAAUUGUAGCUUUGAAGUGAUGAUAAAACCAGUUAGUCUGGCAUGUGGACAUUCUGGGUGCAUGAAGUGCGCGCACUCUAUCGUCUCUCUCUCCGACAACACGGCAUCAAACACAGCUCCAUGCCCCGUUUGCCGCGAAACUUUCCAUCGCAAUCGAUUGCACCUGAACGUCAGCCUUGACGCACUAACAAGAAAUCUGGGUAUGCAUUGUAGCAAUUCUGGUUGCGUAUGGAAAGGCACUCUGGAACAUGCAAGGGACCAUGGCAAGGGCUGUCCCAAAGCUGUCGUAAAAUGCCCUAACGUUGGAUGUCACCACUCUUCCUUGCGCGAGGACAUGGACGAGCACAGCAAUAGCUGCGAAAAGGCUUUAGUAGAUUGCCAUGGCUGCAGGAAGGAAGUAGCGAGAAGUUGUUUAGCCCAACACGAAAGGAGGGAGUGUUUCUAUUCAAAAAUAGACUGCCCACUCGGAUGUGGCAUGAAAUUGCCGAGGUAAGACCCUUACAAUUAACCAAAUGACCAUGGUAAAGCUUGAACUGAACUUUUGCACGAUCUGCACAUCUUGACAGUUCACAACACCGUGGUCUUUUUCUAAAAACUAGUCAAAAAAAAAUUCAAAGAAUUCCUUUUAGAAUUUCCUCAGGCGAGAAUGAGACGCAUCUGUUACACGAAUCUUUGUACAUUGAUUACAACGUCUGACCUAAUACAAUUUGUGACUCAAUACUGAGAAAUAAACCCAUUAACACCUCUCCAAUGGGAUUUUUCGGGCAUGAAGUACGAGGACAAAAGUACAAUAAUACAGCAUACAGCACACUUAUAGGCAGUGAACCGGCUGAAGCGAGAGUGAAGUCCAGUCAUACUUUCUUGGACCAGUAGCAAUAAGUAAUACGGGCUGCAAAGCUCCGAAUGGUUUAAUUAAUUAGUCUUAAAGUUCGUAUAACCCAAAAUAAUUAGUGACUGUUGAUAAUGUUUUUCAGAGCCCAUGUCAGGGUUCGCACGCGCCUUGAAAGUCCUUGAAAGUCCUUGAAUCUCAAAAUAAAAAUUCAAGGCCUUGAAAGUCCUUGAAAAUUGUAGUCAGUGCUGGAAAGUCCUUGAAAUUUGUAGCUAAUUUAAUCCAACUUAGAUUCUAGAGUGCCUUAUUUGAAAAUAUAUGCCACUGGCACAAACGUAGCAACACAUAAUAGUAAGAUACAAAUAAAAAACGAUCGUAACGCCACUCCGCACGUCGAUCAAUCGCCCAUAUCCAUUUGUCCUGUUCUUGGUUCUAUUAAUCACUCUGAUUGGUUGAAGGUCUCGAAUGUCAAGGGCCAAUCAAAUGUUUUGUACUAUUCCCUCUUUCUUAGAAAACCCAUGUGCCUUGAGUGCUUUCCGGAUCAUUGUCUGGGUUAGUGUUGAUUGUUUGCGUUUUGUUUCACGAGUGAGAGAUUUAAAACAAUGGGCAAGUGUGUUUUCAGCAACUUGUGGCUUCAGAAAUCACUGUAUAAAGAUUGGCUACGAGAAGUCAAGGGUGACAAGCACAAGGCACGAUGCAUCGUGUGUAUGAAGGAUGUUGACAUUUCGAGCAUGGGAGAGUCAGCGCUCACAGGUCACUUGAAAGAAAAAAAACAUCAAACACUGACAUCCCAGAAAAGGUCAUUAGCAAGCGUUCCAGAUUUUUUGGGGGUUUCUUCUCAACAACCAGCAACUACAAGUGACGAUGCCAAAGAAGUUUCAAAAUCCACUUCGUCUGAAAGUGGCGAACACAACACGCUCAACCCCACAAAGUCUAGUACUGCGAGUUCAUCUGGUUCAUCGGUGAUGGAAAGAAUUGUGACUCGUGAUGAGACGUUGAAAGCAGAAAUUUUGUGGGCAUUGAAGGUGAUAAUGUCUCAUUACUCCUAUAAAUCAUGCGAAGGUACGAGCAAAUUGUUUCAAGCAAUGUUUCCUGACAGUCGGAUCGCGAGUCAGUUUACAUGUGGAGAAAAGAAAUGUGCAUACUUGAUCUGUUUUGGGCUCGCUCCACACUUCAAACAACUUUUGAAGGACGUUGUGAAAAAAGAAGAAGCUUAUGUACUUAUGUUUGACAAGAGCCUGAAUAGCGUGUGCCAGUCAAAGCAAAUGGAUAUUCACAUUCGUUCAUGGAAUCAUGACAAACACGAAGUUGAAAGUCGCUAUUAUACCUCAGUGUUUAUGGGGCAUGGAACAGCAGAGGACAUGCUUUCUCAUUUUCGUUCAGGCAUAGAAGGAAUUCCUCUCAAAAAAGUUUAUCAGGUAGGAUGCAACUCUCGUUAUGUUUGGGUAAUUUAUAUAAACAUAACAAACGAAAGAUAAACAUGGUCAUCUCUUCGCUGAUGACAUUACCUCCUAGGUUUCCUAAUUAUAAAUACAUGUACUGUUACUAGUGUGGUGCAAAUCGCCGUUACGUACGGAAAACAAAUGUUUUGUGUAAUGCCAAAAAGCGAUAAAAUUGUAUUAAAUAGAAAUGAAACACCUUACUUAGUUUUCUGCCCUUUAAGGUCUAAAUAAUGAACACUCUUUCAUUGCAAAUUUUCACAAUUCCAAUGCAUCCAUGAGUAGUUCACUUCGUGUCUAGGUGGACAAUGACACGAACUCUGGGACGUAAUGCAAGUACUAAAUUAAAUAAUCUGUUUCCCUUUCAAUAUUACAAGGAAUGUUUUCUCUCAUACUAGUUGUCAAUGGACCCAACGUUAAUUGGAAAUUUUACAGUAUGCUGACUGAUGAGGCAAAAAGGGAGCAUAAUAGUCACAUGCUGAACAUUGGCAGCUGUGGUUUACACAUUCUUCAUGGAGCAUUCAAGGAUGGUGCUGUGGCAUCAGGAUGGCAGUUAGACAGGUUGUUCUCUAGCCUUCACUGGCUUUUUCAGGACAGUCCGGCAAGGAGAGAGGACUACACCAAAGUAACAGGAAGCUCACUGUUUGCUUUGAAGUUCUGCAAACAUAGGUGGUUGGAGAAUGUCUUGGUUGCAGAACGUACACAGAGUAUGUGGGACAGUGUUGUCAAGUAUGUUCAGAGUGCAAGGGCAGGAAAAGUUCCACAGCCACAGAAUAAAUCCUUUGACACUGUACAAGAGUUUGUUGCAGAUCCCUUUACGACUGCAAAAGUCGCCUUCUACCUAUCAGUAGCCAAGCAAGUGACACCGUUUUUGACACUCUAUCAAACCGACAAGCCUAUGCUUCCUUUCCUGGCUACAGACCUGUACAGCAUGCUUGGGGGAUUAAUGAGAAGAUUUAUUAAGACCACUGUUAUCAGUGAAGCCAAAACCCCAUUGAAGCUUACAAAACUUGACCCUGCUGACUCCAGCAUUCAUGCCUCUCAUUCCAAGAUUGACCUGGGGUUUACAGCUGACAAGAAGAUCAAGGAGUUGAUUGCAAAGGCCACAGUUUCAGAGAAAAGAGUGCUUCAGUUUCAGAUGGAAUGCAAGGAGUUCCUUAUGAAAGUAGUUUGCAAACUGAUUGCCAAAGCACCAAUUCAGUAUUCCCUUGUAAGGAAUAUAAAUUGCUUAGAUCCAAGGAACAUGAUGAGUGACCAUGAUGUUUCCAUCACAAAAUUCAAGAGAGUUUUGACUACCCUUGAAAAUGCCAAGAAAGUCCUGGAAGGUGAAUGUGAUUCCCUUUUGGAACUAUUUAGACAAUUCAUUAUGGAAGCCCCCUCUUCUUCUCCGUCGGAGUUCAAAGACUAUGAUCCUAACAAUGAUAGACUUGAUUCCUUUCUGUAUCUUCACAUGGGACAGAAGCGAUCCUACCAAUCAUUGUGGAAAGUAGUCUCAGAGCUACUGAUAUUAUCACAUGGCCAGGCCAGUCUCGAAAGAGGAUUCUCAGUCAAUAAGCAACUGGAAGUCGAGAACCUCCAAGAGCGCUCCUUCAUUGCACAAAGGCUGGUACAAGAUCAUGUACAAUCUGUGGGAGGUGUCCUUGCUGUUUCAAUCGACAAACCACUUCUUUUGUCAGCUGCAGGAGCUAGGCAGAAGUAUUUAUCAUAUCUUGAUGAACAAAAGAGGAAGAAAACCUCUGAGGGUGUAGAACUGAAGCGAAAGGAGCUAGUCGAUGAACUUGAGGAACUUAAAAAGAAAAGAAGGCGUUUAGACACUGAUGUUGACAAUCUCGUUAAAUCAGCAGAGAGUUUGCACAGAAAGCAGAGGACACUGGGAAACUUGUGUGGAUUACAAAGUCAAAUAGUUUGAGGAGAACUGCAAAAGAAAAGGAGAUGGCUCGCAAAGACCUUGAGUGCAAAAUUGCGAAUGUUGUGGAUGAACUAAAAAAGGCAUAGACUUUAAGCUCGACUUAAGCUCGGCACAAUUGCUACUAUAAGGUGAACAUCCUUUUAUUUUGCAGUUGGUGGAGUCCUUGAAAAAUGAAAAAUAUGUCCUUGAAAAGUCCUUGAAAAGUCCUUAAAUUUUUAGUCCAAAAAAGGGUACGAACCCUGCCAUGUGUGUUUGCACCAGCACAAUUGCCCAUUGAAGGCCUUAGAGUGCAAAGUGAGAGGCUGUAAACAAAUAAAACACAGGAGGGACAUGGGUGCUCACGUGUACGAUGUGGCGAGAUCACACUAUGACUUACAGCAUGGUGAGAUACAGCGGUUAUUGGGCCUAAUACAAAGAAAGGUAAGUAUCUCAACUGAUAUCGAUAAAAAAUGCGAUGGAACCCCGUUAAUACUGACACCAAGGGGACAUACCGAAGUGUCCAUAAUAUCAGGGUGGCCAGAAGGCUCUCAAAUGAAAAAGGGGUAGAGCAGACAUUUUAACGGCAACAAAACGUUUAAAAAUUGUACUUUGACUGUGACAUUAUUUUAGGCUAUGGAAACCUGACGGCUAUUUAUCAUACUCUAGGAUACCUUUAUACCUAAUUGUAACUGCAACUGACGAGUUGAAUCUAUGGAAACCGUACGUUCAUCUAAUAACUCAAUGUUCACGGACUAAAAUUACAGUAACUUAUAAGAGGGUUAAUUUUAUGGAGACAAUAUGAACUUUUCGACGGGACAAACGAAAUGGUCUCUAAUAUUGGGGUGUCCGUGUUAAGCGGGCGUCCGUAGAGCGGGAUUCCACUGUAAUGUUUAAAGCAAUGACAACAACAACAACAAAAAAAAAGAGGAGAGAAGACACUGAGUUGUACUGUAAAUUCUCCUACAGGAAACUGUGAUGGAACAAGUGGAAGAAAAGGAAGAUAUGGUUGUGUCAUUCUCCUGGAGAAUUUACGACCUCCCUGCCUCUCUCGUCACCGUGACAGAAGAACGACCUCUCACGAGUGGCGAGAUAAAAUCCCACGGAUACACUUGGAGGGCAGUAUUCACAAAAAACUUGGAUUUGUUUUUACAGCUGGUUUCUGCCGCAUCUCCCGUUUCAGUAGAGAUAAGGUGAGAGGAGCUGGUGUGAAAUAUUGGCGUGUAAAUUUUUUUCAUGCGAAUGGACAGCACCUGACAGACCUCUUAGGCCCCCCAAAAAGUCAGAAAGUAGAUUGGAGUCAGGUAAUGAAAAUUGUCGAGGGAGGGUUUUGUUCUUAUGAUGAGCUUAUACCAAUAAUGAUCAGUUAAAAUCCAUUUAAAAUGACGCGAGUGCAAUAGCUCGUUUGACACGACUUGUCAAGAACGGAUAUUACUGAUAUGAAGUAAACAGGUCUACAUGCGAUAUAACACAUAGAAGAUUAAUGGCAAUUCAUAACCUUUUGGUUUUUAUCUUCAUAGGAUGGUGAUUUCUCCAGGAAAGGAAAACGAAACAAUCAAAAAGCUACCACCCACAAGAAUGAGAGAGGGAUCGAUGUGGGGGUGUAACCUUUCACAAGUAAACCGUUGGGUCGAUGUGGAGGGGGAGAUUGAAAUAAAGUUUUUAAUCAUUUAUAAUUUGUUUUAA
Porites lobata is the source of this 9325-nucleotide messenger RNA. The record is from the annotation of a GenBank genome assembly. NCBI's taxonomy places the organism in Eukaryota, Metazoa, Cnidaria, Anthozoa, Scleractinia, Poritidae.